Molecule: messenger RNA, 921 nt
Organism: Sphenostylis stenocarpa
Lineage: Eukaryota; Viridiplantae; Streptophyta; Magnoliopsida; Fabales; Fabaceae
Source: the annotation of a GenBank genome assembly
AUGGAGGAAAGGGAACAACCAGUUGUGGAGAAGGAACAAUCAGUGGUGGAGAAGGAACAAGAAAACAAAAUAAAGUCGGCCCCAACAACAACCCCCAGUUACUCUUCCCGCCCAAACCUCUGCUUCCACAUUCUUUCUCAAUCCAACUACCUUUACAUCCCUAAGGUAAAGAAGGCUAAAAGUGACGCACAUACUAAGGAAAAGAAGAGGAAAAGGAACAGGAAACAAAAUGCUGAAGUUGAGACGCAUGCUACUGUGGAGAGCGUUGAAGGGAAGAACAAGGACAAAAGUCUAGCUAGGAAACCAAAACCAAAACCAAAGGAAGAAGUUGAUUUGGACGAGAAAAGUGAUGGAGUAGUAGACCAUUGUCAUUCUAAUGCUGAGGAGAUCCAAGACUUUCAUGGGCAUAGAGAUUCUGAUACUGGGGCAGUUAUCAAACCCUGUAGGUCAAAGAAAGAUAAGAAAAAACGGAAAAAGGAGUUUCAAAAUUCCCUGGAAAAGGGAGAAGGGAACAACAAGCAGGAGGAAGUUUAUACAAUUUCCUCUGGAGAUGAUGACUGCUCUAAAGGAAUGAAAAAAUGGAUCAUGGAAUACCAUCACAACAGACCAGGAUUGGAUGCAUUGCAACACCAAAUUGAUGAAUUUAUAACUGCUCAUGAAGAGAAACUGGAAGAGAGUAUUAUUGGAUACAUACCGAAAGAAACAAAUAGGAAGACCUUUGGUUUUGAUGAAUUGAAAAAGGCCUUUCAUGCUAAGAGAAGUCUAGCCGUAGAGAAGAAAAGAGAAAGAAAAGAAAAAGAAGCCCUUGCUGCAGAAGGGGGUGGACGGUUGUUGUACACCAUAAAGGUCGAAAGAAAACUACCGAUUCUGAAACUGGAAUUGCUGUGGGUUCGGUUGCUCAAGCAGCUGAAAUUCAAAUGA